Onychostoma macrolepis is the source of this 2789-nucleotide messenger RNA. RefSeq names its product gastrula zinc finger protein XlCGF8.2DB-like. The transcript has 3 exons. The record is from RefSeq and is a predicted model, not a curated record. Gene Ontology annotation, molecular function: DNA-binding transcription factor activity, RNA polymerase II-specific; RNA polymerase II cis-regulatory region sequence-specific DNA binding. Lineage: Eukaryota; Metazoa; Chordata; Actinopteri; Cypriniformes; Cyprinidae. Gene Ontology annotation, cellular component: nucleus. Gene Ontology annotation, biological process: regulation of transcription by RNA polymerase II. The coding region runs from base 132 to 1208 and encodes 358 amino acids.
ACAGGACUUUUAUUUUGGCGUGGCGCUAUGACGUCAUAAGGCUGCGCUGCGCGAUUCUGUUGGAUAAAAAGGAUGAAGUGUUCAAAGUCAAACACACAGAGAAACUCCUGCUGAAGCACACUGUUAUAAAGAUGGAGUUUAUUAAAGAGGAGAGAGAAGACCUGAAGAUUGAAGAUGCUUUCAGAGUCAAACAUGAAGAUACUGAGACACAACAAACAGAGAUGAUGUUUAUUAAAGAAGAGAGAGAAGACGUGAAGAUUGAAGUCAAACAUGAAGAUACUGAGGAACAAACAGACCUGAUGACACUGAAAGAGGAGAGUCAAGAACUAAAUGAAAUGGAAGAGAAAAACUUUAAGACUGGUAAAGAAUCAUUUAGUUACUCACAGACUGAUAAAACAGAAACUAUGAACCUUAAUGCCCACAUGAGAAUUAACACUGGAGAGAAGCCGUUCAUAUGCUCUCAGUGUGGAAAGAGUUUUAAACGGAACAAAAUCCUUACAGGCCACAUGAGAAUUCAUACUAGAGAGAAACCUUACAACUGCAAACCGUGUGGGCAGAGUUUCACUCAAAAACAAGGCUUUGAAGACCACUUGAAAAUCCAUGCUGGAGAGAAGCUGUUCAUAUGCUCUCAGUGUGGAAAGACUUUUAGACAGAAAAGAGAUCUUAAUGCCCACAUGAUAAAUCACAUUGGAGAAAAGUCUUACUCCUGCAAACUGUGUGGGAAGACCUUCAGACGAAAAGAAAAUCUUAAGAAUCACAUGAGAGUUCACACUGGAGAGAAGCCAUUCAUCUGCUCUCAGUGUGGAAAGAGUUUCAGUCAGAAAAGAGAUCUUAAUGACCACAUGACAAAUCACACCGGAGAAAAGCCUUACUCCUGCAAACUGUGUGGGAAGAGCUUCAGACGAAAAGAAAAUCUUAAGAAUCACAUGAGAGUUCACACUGGAGAGAAGCCGUUUAUCUGCUCUCAGUGUGGAAAGAGUUUCAGUCAGAAAAGAGAUCUUAAUGCCCACAUGACAUAUCACACUGGAGAAAAGCCUUACUCCUGCAAACUGUGUGGGAAGGGCUUCAGGCGAAAAGAAAAUCUUAAUAAUCACAUGAGAGUUCACACUGGAGAGAAGCCGUUUGUCUGCUCUCUGUGUGGAAAGAGUUUUAGUCAGAAAGGAAAUCUUAAUGUUCACAUGACAAAUCACACUUUAAUCAUCACAUGAGGAUUCACUCAGUAGAGGACUGUUUUAUAUGUCAUCAGUGUGAAAGGAGUUUCACAGACAGGAGUCACCUUGAGAAUCAUGUAAAAAUUCACAUCAGGGUGAAGCCUUACAUGUGCCAUCAAUGUGGAAUGAAUUUAACAAACAGCAAACCUGGAGGAUCACAUGAGAGUUCACACUGGAGAGAAGCCUUUCACCUGCAAACUGUGUGGAAAGAGCUUCACGGUUAAAGAAAACCUUAAGAGAGUUCACACUGGAGAGAAGCCUUACAAGUGUGUUCAGUGUGAUAUGACUUUCCCAUAUCACAUAAGCCUGAAACAUCAUUUGCAAACUCAUUCUGGAAAUAAUUCAUCGUUUUCCUUAGUGUGACAUGGUUUAGAAAAAGGGGUAAUAUCAGCAAUCAUCUGUGCAUUCACUCUGAAGAAAGACAGUUUAAUUGGGAUCAAUGCAAUAAAAUCAUCACACUUAUACAUGCAUAUGCAAAGUCAUGUAAAUGUGAGAGCCUGUUUUGUUCUUUGUUAAAGAAUAUGACAAUAGAAAAUGUAUAUCCAUUUGAAAUAAGCAGCUGAAUGUGAGCAUCUGAUUUCCACCUCAUGAUCACUUCUUUUAUUUGUAUUAUUGUGUUAGUUAUAUCCUACAUCUCUUUAUACUUUACCUUUUGAAUCGAUGCAUCGCGAAUGGAGAAAUGAUUCAGCAUCAAUUUUGAGAUUUUCCGAAUACAUCGCGAUUCCUUCUUGAGUCGAUUCUGAGGUUAGUUUUGAACAGCAGAUGGCGCUGCAUGCUUUAGAAACAGUUACUCUGCUUGUUUCUAAAUCCUUGCACACACUUGAACCUAAAAUAAUCAUUCAUAAAACUCGAAAAGGUUGAAGUUGUUCACAGUGGGAUGUUUACAUUAAUCUUGCGUCAUAAAAGCAUUCUGAGCCGACGUGAAAUUACAUGACUCAGCCGAACGCACAAGUGCUCUUCAGCACUCUUCUUCAUGAGCAUUUGAAUGUGCGGAUAAAAACUAGAUUAGAGCGCCAUCUGCUGUUAAAAUCUAAGAUCAGAAUCGAUUCCAGAGAGAAUCGCGAUGCAUUCGGAAGAUCUCAGAAGCGUUCCACGAAUCGAUUCUGCAUCGAUUUAUCAUCGCAGCCCUAGUGAGAACGCCUGACCAUCUUCUUUGCAAUACUUUCAUUUUUUUAACAGUUGAGGUAGACGCCCUUUAAUUUAAAUGAUAUAGAGGUGUUGCUAAGCUUAUUUGCAAUGUAUUUGUGAGGUGUUUUUGAAUGUGCUGUAAAACAAAGAAAUUUCUGGGGAUAAAACACCAGGACUGCCCCCGAAAGUACUUUCCACAAAAAAAAGAGGCAAGCUCAGAGGAUGUUGGUAUUGUUUGUGUCAACAUAUACAGAGGCAAGAAAAAGUUUCUUGGAAGCUUUUGAACUGAUUUAAUGGCAUGUGUUCAAUAAAGACACUACAUUCACAAAACUGUGUAAAAAGUUUCUACCUUGUUGACCUGGAUUACAAAUGAUUUCUGAGUUUCAUGAGAUGUUCAUGAGUCUCGUUUGUCCUGAACUGUCCACUGUUCUUCAGAAAAAUCCUUAAGGU